AUGUGCACCUGUCACUUGACACAGGUAGAUCAUUUUACUUUAAUAAUGGCAGACCAUUGUCAGCUAUCAGACUGAAACUUCAGACAGUUUAAGAAGAUUGCCUAUAUAUUUUGUUAGCCGUAAUACCAAGGAAUAAUAAUGCUGUAUCAGUGUUCAGUUCAACAGGAGGAUGCCGCUAAGCAAGGACUGAAGUGUGGCAUGUGUGGCCUCAGUUCUUUGAAUAAUCACUUGCCUUAAAUAUUACAAUUUUGGGCAGGGCUUCUCAUUACAGCAGGGAUGGGGAGCCUGAGGAUCUCCAGAUGUUGUUGGAUCUCUGUUCCCAUAAGCCUCAACCAGCACGGCCAAUGAUAAGGGAAUGUCAUACAACAGCAUCUGAAGAGUCAUGGGUCCCCAAUCCCUGCAUUCCAGCAAACAUCCCUUAAGUCAAUGCAAAUGAUUAAAAGAACUAGAAUCUUGAUUCUCAUGCACAGAAAAAAGCAAGAUAAAUUAUUUCUCCUUCCCCAUUAAUCUUGUCUAUGCAAAACCUCAGACUUGGCUUCAGCUGCUGUGGUACAAACAGUACUUUGCAGCUUUGAAACUUCUGCUACUGAACAAGUGGGACAGAGAACAUCACUACAGAAUUGUACUAGUUGUUCCUGUUGUUCCAUUGUAGAUGAACAACUCACAGAAUGCUGACCAAGACACAGGCAGUGCAGCCCAGGUAAACUGUGAAUCAUCACCAAAGAGAAGCAGAUAUGAUCUAAUCAGUCUCAUACACAAGAAAUAAAUUUUAAAGGAACCUGGCAUUAAUGCUGUCCUCCAUUUUUUCUCAUGCCCAACUACUGUACUGAAAAGCUGUGCCAUAGAAGAAAGCUAUCAGUGGGUUAUGUUGCACUGGAAUUUGAGCCAGGAUUGAGCAACAGUUAAUUUUUUGGGUUGUACCGACAGUUAAUAUUCAGAAGCCUUCUGAGGAGUCAUGGGCUUCCCCAUUAAAACACCAAUACAAAACUCUUCAGAUUCGUAGAAAGUAUAUAUGGAUAAGUGCCAUAAUUGUUCUAUGGUGGAUAUAACCAGGACCAGCCCUACUAUUAGGUAGAGUGAGGCAGGAGGGCAGGGAGUGUCAUAUGUCCUGUCAGAUAUACCCUAAGCUAGCCUGCUGUCUUCAGAUGCAGUGAAGGAUACUGUACUAGUGUUAAAGCAAGAUUCAACUGCCAUUUCAGCUGCUUUCUGUAUAUGAAAUGGGAAGGGACACAAUCUUGUUCUCGCCUCGGGCAGCAAAAUGUCUUACCCUGAGUGCUUUCCGAUUUAAAAUAAGUCUGCAAAUAAUGGAUGUUUGUUUCCUACAGCUCUUUCUUUUCAUUGAGAGUAUGAAGUGGCGUGCAUUGAUUCUACCACAUGCUGGGGGGGGGGGGAGUAAAUUAUAA
Podarcis lilfordi (Lilford's wall lizard) is the source of this 1403-nucleotide messenger RNA. The record is from the annotation of a GenBank genome assembly. NCBI's taxonomy places the organism in Eukaryota, Metazoa, Chordata, Lepidosauria, Squamata, Lacertidae.